Glossina fuscipes is the source of this 1070-nucleotide messenger RNA. RefSeq names its product probable basic-leucine zipper transcription factor E. The transcript has 3 exons. The record is from RefSeq and is a predicted model, not a curated record. Bases 31 to 1038 code for a protein of 335 amino acids. Lineage: Eukaryota; Metazoa; Arthropoda; Insecta; Diptera; Glossinidae.
UUUUAUGUUAAUUAUUUAUUUAAUGCUUCGAUGGCAAAAGUUAAUAUAAAAUCUUGGGCUUUACAAACCUCAAGGCGCAUUACGUUUCAGCCAGUAUCGCGUUCAGCUAGACUGAGAACAAUAUUAAAGAAAAUGAAAAAAAACGUAUUCCUACUUAUUGCGUUAUGUGUCUUCUUUCGUUGGAUAAACGCUUCGACAGAUACGCAAGCAGCUCCAUCUGCUGCGACUCUAUCGUUGAAAGGUGCUGAUGAAAAUCAGCAAGCUAGUCAGGAUCAUAAUGACACCUUUGAGAAGAUUACAAACUUUGACAAUGAAAAUGAAAGGGUUCCCGAUAAGGCCGACACAGGCGCAGGUAUCGAAGAUGCUGAGCUAAGGAAAAAUCCAGAUAUUCAUAAAACAGUUUCUGAUUGCGAAAAAACCGAUCCUUCUCAGUGCGUCGUUACUAAUCAAGAAAACCAAAUCGUUAACACUGCGAAGGUUACUAAACCUGCUAAGCAACAACGACUUUCUAGAUAUCUAAUAGCCUUUCAUAGACAAAAUCAACAGAUAAAUGUUCUUCCAGCGGACGACGACAAUAAAGAAACUGUUACUGUGCGGAAGGCUGAGGAAGGGCGUGCAUUACGUCAGCGACAACGUAGUCGUCGUCGUAAUGCCAAAAACAAAACUACACGGCUUAACGAUAAUAAUAAAACCAUCACGAGCGGUAAGAGAGCAGCACCGAAAAAACAUUCAAAUCUAAAAAGUUCCGCUAAAUCGUCGAAUGUUAAAAAAUUUAAAUCAAAAAACAGUACAAAAAGUCAUCGUAAAAUCUCCAGAAGCGCUAAAAACAAGCAGCCAAACAAAGCUCGAGAUUAUAAAAUGAAAUCAAGCACUAAAACUAACAACAAAAAUGGAUUAAAACGUGCAUCGCCUGGAAAACGAAAUUUGAAAAAUAAUAACCAAAACACUGGUAGAGGUAGCAUUCAGGAGAGAAAAAAUGAUGGACAUUAUGCGAAAAAAGACGAUUUUGCUCCCGUUGUAUACAUGGUGCCCGUUUAACCUGAACAAUUUACAUUAACAUAACAUAGUUU